Astyanax mexicanus (Mexican tetra) is the source of this 3168-nucleotide messenger RNA. Its product is annotated as matrix-remodeling-associated protein 7. NCBI's taxonomy places the organism in Eukaryota, Metazoa, Chordata, Actinopteri, Characiformes, Acestrorhamphidae. The transcript has 4 exons. The coding region runs from base 274 to 834 and encodes 186 amino acids. The record is from RefSeq and is a predicted model, not a curated record.
AAUGAGGUGCUCAAACGCUUACUGAGAUUCCCAUAGGCAGCAGCACAGCGAUUAGCAGCGCUGAUUUCUCUAUUAAAACCGGAUAAAAUAUAUAUUUUGAUAGAUUAUACUUUACUUAUCUACGAGUAUAGACUGUUUCCAAUAUAAGGGCAGCUGCAAGGGGAAGAUAAGAGUCCUACAACCCCGGUAAACUCGCGCUAAAGAAGAACGCUAUCUGUAUAUCUGGGUUAGCUGGUGUUAGCGCUAACUGGCUAACGGAGCUCCAGCGGGAGAAUGAUGGAUCUGUCCCCGGAUCUGUGGUUCCUCCUGCCCGCUGUGCUCUUCACGCUGCUCGCUGUGGUCACUGGAGCUCUGGUUCUCAGGAAAACUGCAGGUUCUAAUAAACCCGGACAGUGCUGUGCUCCCCCCAGACCACAGGGGGCGCUCUCACACUGCAGAGAGACAGAGGACAAACAGGUGUGUUCACAGGUGCUGCUCUCAGGUGAAAGAACUGGAUCAGAGUCUAAAGAUCAUCAGGAGGAGGAACACUUUAAACUACAGCAAACUAACACUGCUAAUACACCUGAAGCUCCAGCAGCAGGUAAUGAUGAGUCUGCAGACAUUCCCUCAGUAAAAAAAGGGUGUGAAGAGGAAAAGCCCCUCAGGUACAGGCCUGGAAUGCUGCGGACGAGUCAGCUGGAGAAGAUGAUGAGUAAAGAAGAGCUGGAGGAGGAACGGAGAGUUCAGCGGGAGCAGCUAAUCGCUAUCUUCAAACUUCUUCAAGAUAAUCAGGAGGCGUUUGGUGAGGUGACGGAGAACGACAUGGAGGAACAGCUAAAACUUUACUCCAUCUAAAACAUCUCCACAAAAACUGAACUGAGCUUUCAGUGAGAAAAUAAAACACAAACCUGCUGAACCUAAACAGCCAGAAUCACUGCUGUUCAGAGGCUUUUCACUCCAGCACUGGAAACAUAAUUAAAACAUGUAUAUAUAUUUUUGGACUAUAAAGUAUUUCAGAUUUGAUUGGCUGUGGAUUGUGGAGGUAUUAGAGAUGUGCUGAGAUUUCUCCAGAUUAAAUCACACCUGUGUAUCGCGAUACUGGAUACAGGUAACCAAAACAAAUGUUUGACACGACACAGGAGAUUCAGUCAUAGGUUGCCUGCUCUACACAGUUGGGCCGGUUGAAUACAGAACCCUCACUGGGGGGGUUGUGACAGAAGUUGUUGGAUUUAUGAUAAAACAAGCUGCAGUAUGAUGAUAAAAUAUAAAAAAAUCUCCUGCACUUUUGCAUUUUGGGAGUUUCAAUCAAAUAAAAUAUUUUCUAAAGUAUAUUUUAAACUUUAAAAACAUAUAUAAAGUCUCAUCUCAUGAAUCUGUUGCUGCACAGUGUACAGUGUUGAUCAACCUCUAGUGCUUCAUCAGUGACUACAGGACUCCCUUGCAGGACUCUAACCCACAGGACGCUUCCCACAGGAUGCUGCCCACAGGACACUUGCCUACAGGACACUUGCCCACAGGACUCUAGCCCACAGGACGCUUCCCACAGGAUGCUGCCCACAGGACCCUUGCCCACAGGACUCCCUCACAGGACUCUAGCCCACAAGACGCUUCCCACAGGAUGUGCACCCACAGGACACUUGCCUACAGAACUCCCCCCGCAUAGGACAAUUCUCCACAAGAUUCCCCACCACAGUAUGCUGCCCACAGGUCUUCCCCCUACAGGACACUUGCCUACAGGAAACUUGCCCACAGGACACUUGCCCACAAGACACAUGCCCACAAGACUCUACACCCAGGAUGCCGACCACAGUACACUUGCCCACAGGACCCUUCCACAGGGCUCCCCCCUACAGGACACUUGCCUACAUGAAAACUUGCCCACAGAACACUGCCCACAGGACGCCCCGUCACAGUACGCUGCCCACAGGACACUUGCCUACAGGACUCCCCCCCACAUAGGACAAUUGUCCACAGGACUCCCCCAAAGGACACUUGUCUACAGGACUACCUGCUAAAGGAUGCUGCCCACAGGAUGCUUUCCACAGGACUCUGCCCACAGUACACUUACCCACAGUACAUUUACCCACAGGAUGCCCCUAAAGAACAUUUACACACAGGACUCCCCCCUACAGGACACACCACAGGACUGUGCCAACAGGACUUUUGCCCAGGACAGUGUUAGCUGGAUAUCACUGAUUGGUGCAGCAGUGAUGUGUUUAAAAACCCGUUCACUAUGGGAUCCCAGGUUGUUAUGGUGCUAUGGUGUCGCAAUGUGGUUGCUAGGUAGUUUUGCUAGGUGGUUGCUAAGGUGUUUCUAGAUUGUUGAUCAUGGUAUCCAAAGUCCGAGCUAACAGAGAACAUUAUCGAGAAGGUUUAGCAAUGUUUUGAUAAGGUUGCAGGACUCGUGACUUUUACCACACCAGUGUCUCCAGUUUUAGCGGACAAUAGAAAAAUCCCUUUAUAUAUUUAUAUAUAUAUGAGUUCUCUGUGUGUGUUUAUUGUUAUAGAACCAGUUCCUUCAUUUCGUAACGUUUAAACAGUGAUUCCAGCAUCACCAAAUAAUCCAUGUGUAAACUCUUCAUGCGUUAGUGUUUAUUCAGUGUGUCACUUUUUACUUUACUAUGCAUUCAGCAGAAAUAUAUACAGCAGUAUUUUUUACUUUAUAACUUUAUAUUUUUAAGUAUAUUUUAAGUUAAAGCUUAAUGCAUUUAUAAGGGCUUCAUACUACAUAUACGCCUAUAUGAAUAACGUAUUUAUAAAGCGGUAUGCCAGGACUCAACAUGUCAUUCAGUGAUUUAUAAAAAUUAAAUGGGAUUGUAUUGAUACAAUAUAUAUCGUCGACGUCCAAUGAAAAUCAAGUAUCUCAGUUUUUGUCCAUUUUUAGUUUAAUAUAUAAUUUGAUUGGAAAAAGAAAUCCUUAAAUAGUGGAAAAAUUUCUUGAUGAACGAACCAAUAGAAAUACUUAAAAAUAACCUGAAUAAACUAUUUUUACAUUGACUUCCAUUAAAAGUUUAAAAUGUAUUUUUUAUCUCCUGUAAAGUUUCUGUUUUAGAGAUACUUGUUUUUCAUUGGACAACGACAAUAUAAACAGUUUGCAUCAGCCAUUCUCACCUGUUGGUUUGGGGACAACUUGUAAAAAGUAAAUUAAAAAUUAAAAAAUAAAAUUUAAAAUUAAAAAUAAUGAAUGUU